Paraphaeosphaeria sporulosa is the source of this 1827-nucleotide messenger RNA. RefSeq lists its product as uncharacterized. The transcript has 6 exons. Lineage: Eukaryota; Fungi; Ascomycota; Dothideomycetes; Pleosporales; Didymosphaeriaceae. The coding region runs from base 142 to 1824 and encodes 560 amino acids. The record is from RefSeq and is a predicted model, not a curated record.
UGUGGUUGUGGAGCAUGCCAUCCACUCCAAUUGGCCCUCUUUGAAAGAGAUGGCAGUACAUAUAGUACAGGAUGAUCGUCCUUAAUUAACAUUUUGGUGGCGAUCAUCAAGCUCAUUUGUGACAAGCUCCGCAACACCUUUAUGAUGGGCAUUUCUUUGAUAUUCCAAUUACUGUUAGCGUCCAGCGCUGCCGCCAUUGAUAUUCCUACUACGCCCACAUGGCCAUCGGGACGCUGUACCGACAAAUCUCUUACCAUUCCCUCGUGGACAAUCAAAGAUUACGUGGUCAAGGGAGGCGUUGCUACUUUUCAAGUAGAAAACAGAGCUUCUGCUUCCACUGACUGCUGCUCCUUCAUAACAUGCUCCCCUGGUAAAGAAAAGUGUGAUGGUUCCGCCGGAAGUUCUGGAAAGACGGUCACGUGGAAAAAGGGAGCCGACGGAAUCAACGUAAUCAGUGUUACCGAGGUCUGGUAUUGCAGUGAUGAGGGCGACAGAACAAUCUUUACGGCAUCAGGGAGCACCAAGAUCACCUCAUGUGAUGGUGACGAUUGCCUUUCUCCGAUAACAUACCUCGCUCAAGGUGGCCUUACUCUGCCAGUCCCUCUCACCCCAGCACAGCCACUUCCACCAGCCGGCUACGAUGCACCGACCUGCGCAAAAGUCGGAGAGGAUCAGUGGGAUGUAUCCGGAGUCGAAUACAAGAACUACACAAAGAGUCAAUGCAAGCAGUGGUAUAUUCCAGAGGAAAUUUGUCGCGACAACAACGCCCAAGACUUUGUAUCUAAAGGCCAAUACCUUAGCCUCAACGUUACCAACAAUGCGAUAUCUCAUACAGUGGGGUGCGGUUUCACGCCUUCGUACAACAACUAUGACCUACCCUCCGUCCUGCGAUGCACUGGCGGCAACUUUAACGAAAUUACGCUUGAUGUUUCGUGGUCCGGAGCGGCACCUAAUUUCAACUUGAAGGUCGAGCAACUAUGGUACUGUCUCGAUAACCCAAAAGCAAACGUCAACCCGACCGUGAUCGUUGCAUCUGGCAGCUCUGCCAUACCCCUCAGAUGUACCUCGACUCCAGGCAUCACAGGCACCGCAGACGACAUCGUUACCAUCUGUACUGAUACCGCAUCUUCUCACUCGAUCGACGGAAAGCAGAUAGCGAAACAGAAGCUUCCACCAUACUCCCUUAUCACUGCGUAUCCGGUUCAUGGUGGCUGUACCUUCGACAGUAUCAUCAAUCCCACCUUCUACUACCGAGGGAUGUUCUUUGAGACCAACCCAUAUCCUCAAAACAAUCCGGAUAGCGCAACGCUGAAGAGGUUCACUGCUGGGUUGACUGGUCCGGGUUUCAAGGACUUCUUUUUCUACCAAAACAAGGCCAUCUCAGGCCAAGGUAUAAAGACUACGUACACCUGCGCCGUUUAUUACGAUGGCAAGCCGAAAGAUCAGCAUUAUAACUGCACAUACGCUCUCAAUCCACACACCAAGGUCAUUACCCAGGAGAAGACUUGGGAGUGUGGUGAUAAGAACCCUAAACAGCCGCUGUACUUUACCGGUUCUGGCGAAUUUGACUGGAGUGUUGACCCGUCUUCGGACUGUUAUAAUUCAGCGACUGCGUCAAACCCAUCGACAUACUGCUAUUGGUAUGACGACAUGGCGACGCUCCAGCCUGGUGUUCCUUAUGACAUCCCAAAGGUCCGAGCAAGCCUGGUAAAUGUCCUGCCGCCAGAUCUUGGACAGCCAGCCGUGAAGAGUGUGGCCACAAGUUCUGCCUCUGACACUCUGAGGGUCAACAAGGAGUGGAAGUUCGUCACCCAAGCUAAGUAAGGG